AUGGGUGAUGUAGAAAAAGGAAGGAAGUUAUUCAUCCAGCGCUGUGCCCAAUGCCACACUAUCGACAAAGGCGGUAGUAAUAAAACUGGACCAAAUCUUCACGGUUUGUUUGGUCGGCAAUCUGGUCAAGUUGCGGGCUAUGACUACACUGCCGCUAAUAAGAACAGAGGCGUGACAUGGAAUGAGGAGACACUCAACGAGUACUUGAUCAAUCCAAAGAAGUAUAUCCCUGGUACCAAGAUGAUUUUCGCUGGUCUCAAGAAGGAUACUGAUCGAAUCGAUCUUAUAGCAUAUAUGAAGCAAGCUUCAAAGUAG
Rodentolepis nana is the source of this 315-nucleotide messenger RNA. Lineage: Eukaryota; Metazoa; Platyhelminthes; Cestoda; Cyclophyllidea; Hymenolepididae. The record is from the annotation of a GenBank genome assembly.